CUUAAAAAGAAACAAUUAGAGAGGAGAAGAGAGGUGCUAAUCGUUUCUCCUUUCAUUGUUGCAAGAAUGUUGAUUGCCUUGAAGGAAAUUCUCACACAGAGCACUAGCUUGGCCUGCAAUGCGAUUGCCCCGAUAGAAACUACUUCGAAAUGUGAAGCAGAGCUCAGAGCCGAGUAAUCCCUAUCGGCCAUAAAAUAUUUUGGAGUCCAAUUAAAAUUCUAAGCACCUCCGUACAGAAGCCAUAAUAUAUUUGUUCAGUGUAACCAGUUUAAUAGCCCCCACCAAAAGCUUUAUUUCUGCGGCAAUCUCCCGGCUCUACCAGUCAUCCAACUGUCGCCGGCUCUCGCGGUCCGCUCUUCUCUGCAAUUUUUCAGCUGCGAUCGCCCCAUUGCGCCACCUGAUACAAUGAACCAUCGACUCCCGGGGGCUAUCAACCAUUGCUGGAAGCUGUUGAUCCAGCCAAGCCACCACGCCCUGGCAGCUCCAUCAACCGCCUUGACCAGAUACCUCUCCACCACGCGUGUAAACAAUGAAAGGCAAGAAUGUCAAGUCCUGGUGGUUGGUGGAGGAAGUGGUGGUUGCGCCAUGGCCGCCAAACUAUCCAACAGUCUGGGCAGCAACAAGGUGAUAGUCCUGGAGCCAGAAGAUAAACACUAUUAUCAACCAAUGCUCACGUUGAUUGGAGGAGGUAUGAAGCGUCUGGACCAAUGCUUCAAGCAAAUGGGUGAUGUGCUCCCGAAGAAGGCCAAAUGGAUUAAGGAAAAGGCAAUAGAGUUCCAUCCAAACGAUAAUGCAGUUUGCACUUCCGGUGGUAAGACAAUCAAGUAUGACUUUCUUCUCAUUGCCACUGGACUGCAAUUAAAGUACGAAAAGGUCCCUGGGCUAGUAGAGGCCCUGGAGACCCCGGGUAGCAAUGUUUGCUCCAUUUACUCUCCCAAAUAUGUGGAAAAUGUGUACAAGGUCCUUCAAAACACAAAGAAGGGAAACGCUGUGUUUACCUUUCCCAAUUGUCCCAUUAAGUGUGCCGGAGCGCCACAGAAAAUUGCCUACAUAUCAGAUCAUUACUUCCGAAAGAUGGGCCGCAGGAACGAUGUUAAUAUCAUCUACAAUACGUCUCUUCCAAACAUUUUUGGAGUACCCCACUACGCCAAAGCCCUUUGGAAGGUUGUCAAGGAACGGGAUAUAAAGGUCAAUCUAAACUAUAAUCUGGUGGAGGUUAAGUCCAAGGAUAAUGUCGCCGUAUUUGAGGAUCUCAAAAAUCCAGGAAAGUUUUUUGAGACAGAGUACUCUAUGCUGCACGUUACUCCACCUAUGACGGCUCCGGAUGAAUUGGUGAGAUGCAAGGAAUUAGUUGGGGAUUGUGGAUUCGUUGACGUGGACGGUGCGACGUUGCAGCACAAGAAGUAUUCCAAUGUUUUCGCAAUCGGGGACUCUUCUUCCUCACCCAAUUCAAAAACUGCAGCCGCAGCAGCUGCCCAGUCGCCUGUUGUAUUUCACAAUCUGAUGUCUGUGAUUAAGGGAAAGAACCCUAAGGAUAGCUACGAUGGUUACUCCUCCUGUCCCAUUGUUACUGGGUACAGCAAAUGCAUCCUGGCAGAAUUCGACUACAAACUGACACCGAUGGAGACUUUUCCACUGGACCAGGCCCGUGAAAGAUACACAAUGUUCCUUAUGAAGAAGGAAUUUAUGCCGCUGCUUUAUUGGGAGGUAAUGUUGAAGGGUUACUGGAAUGGCCCGGCUUUGGUACGGAAACUAUUUUCUAUCCUCAAGUUUAAUAAAAACUAAAUUUACUGUUAACUAUAAAAAAAUGUAUGAAUAAAUAAACUUCUUUAUAUAUUUGAAAAAAAUAAAGGCGAAUAUAAAAUGGGCCUUAUUUAGAGAA
Drosophila ananassae is the source of this 1882-nucleotide messenger RNA. It is a transcript of the gene Sqor, whose product is annotated as sulfide:quinone oxidoreductase, mitochondrial. The record is from RefSeq and is a predicted model, not a curated record. Lineage: Eukaryota; Metazoa; Arthropoda; Insecta; Diptera; Drosophilidae. Gene Ontology annotation, cellular component: mitochondrion. Gene Ontology annotation, molecular function: FAD binding; sulfide:quinone oxidoreductase activity. The transcript has 8 exons. Bases 406 to 1785 code for a protein of 459 amino acids.